Anolis carolinensis (green anole) is the source of this 5654-nucleotide messenger RNA. It is a transcript of the gene adgrb2, whose product is annotated as adhesion G protein-coupled receptor B2. Gene Ontology annotation, cellular component: plasma membrane. The transcript is spliced from 30 exons. Gene Ontology annotation, molecular function: G protein-coupled receptor activity. The record is from RefSeq and is a predicted model, not a curated record. Bases 16 to 4869 code for a protein of 1617 amino acids. Gene Ontology annotation, biological process: cell surface receptor signaling pathway; G protein-coupled receptor signaling pathway; negative regulation of angiogenesis. Lineage: Eukaryota; Metazoa; Chordata; Lepidosauria; Squamata; Anolidae.
CCUCCGCCAGCCUGGAUGCUGCUGCUGCUGCUGCUGCCCGCGCACACUCACACACUCACUCGGAGGGAGAGGCACGCACUCACUCACGCGCCCUCUCACCCCUCUUCCCAUCCCAGGCAGGGCGGCGAGGGCGAGGAAGGAGGCGACGGAGCCCGGGGAGAGCCCGCCUUGGGCCAACCCGGGAGCAGCCCGGAAAAUGCCCGCCCGCCUCCUCAGCCUUCCUCCGCAGCGCCAGGCGCCCCGAGAGCCAGGGGAAGCCGCCGAGCUUGUCUCGUCCCCGCGUUGAAGGCGCCUCAUUCCCCCGCCUUUGGUCUUCUUCUGCCGGCCUGGGGAGACCUCCUUUCCCCCGUCACUCCACCCCAAGAAGCCCCGAGGGAUGGCAAACUUCGGCUCCUCCGCCGCCUCGCCUUGGGAGAUUGUCAAGUCCUGCUGAACAAAGACCAGGGCAAAUGUCAUAGGAUGAACCCUGCUGGAUCACUCUUACUGUCUGUGAUAUCGUGUCUGCUGUGGCUCUCCCAGGCCUUCGACCCAGCUCCCAGCGCCUGCUCCGCCUUGGCCUCCGGGGUUCUCUACGGCUCCUUUUCGCUGAAGGACCUCUUCCCCACCGUCUCCACCGGCUGCUCGUGGACCCUGGAGAACCCCGACCCCACCAAAUAUUCCCUGUACCUCAGGUUCAACCGGGAGGAGCAGGUCUGCACCCACUACUCGCCCAUGGUGCUCCCGCUGGACCAUUACCUCUCCAACGACACCUGCAGCCAGCCAGAGAGCACUGCUCUGCCGCAAGAGCCAGAGGACGGUGGGGAGGUCCGGCUGGAGCUCUGCCAAGGCGGGGGGCCCUUCGCCUUCUUCCACUUUGACAAGAAUUUCGUCCAGCUCUGCCUUGCCGAGGAGCCUGAGGCCGCUAGCCGGUUGCUGCCGCCCGAUGCUGUGGAGUUCCGCUUUGUGGAAGUCCUGCUAAUCAACAACAACAACUCCAGCCAGUUCACCUGCAGCGUCCUGUGCCGUUGGCUGGAGGAGUGCCUUCGCUUGGGGACCGGGCAGCCCUGCGGCCUCUCGCAGACCGGCUGCACCUGCCAGACCCCGCAAGCCUUGCCGGUGCCCCCGCCGCCCAACCAGACGCUCUCCAAUGCCUUGACGCCACCUGCGACCAGCAGCAGCAGCAGCAACCGCGAGUGCUGUGUGACCGAAUUGCAUUCUGGGAAUGCGAAUGAUGUAUACUCUCCGGAGAUUAAAUACGGUGAUGGUGUACAAGAGGAUCAGAAAGUGAAAACCCAGUGGCCACGGUCAGCCGAUGAACCAGGGGUGUACAUGGCACAAACAGGAGACCCUGCGGCCGAGGAGUGGUCCCAGUGGAGCGUCUGCUCCUUGACUUGCGGGCAGGGCACCCAAGUGCGGACCCGCUCCUGUGUCUCGUCGCCUUACGGGACGCUGUGUAGCGGGUUGUUGCGGGAGACCCGGAUAUGCAAUAAUACCGCCAGCUGCCCAGUGGAAGGUCAGUGGCUGGAGUGGGGGGCCUGGAGCCGCUGCUCUGUGUCAUGUUCCAAUGGGACCCAGCAACGCACCCGCAAAUGCAGCGUUUCCGCACAUGGCUGGGCAGAGUGCAAAGGGGCUCACGCAGAUGCUCGAGAGUGCCACAACCCGGAGUGUCCAGGCGACAGCAAGUGGGGGCCUUGGAACCACUGGAGCUUGUGCUCCAAGACGUGCGACACGGGAUGGCAGAGGCGCUUCCGGUUGUGCCAAGGGACCGGCGUGCAAGGCUAUCCGUGCGAUGGCAGCGGGGAAGAAGUCAGGACGUGCAAUGAAAAGAAAUGCCCAGCCUUCCACGAAAUGUGCAAGGAUGAAUAUGUCAUGUUGAUGAAUUGGAAGAAAGCCGCUGCCGGGGAGACCGUCUACAACAAAUGCCCAGCCAAUGCCACAGGUUCUGCCAGCCGCCGGUGCCUCCUCAACCCCAAUGGUGUGGCUUACUGGGGUGCACCCAGCUUCGCCCGCUGCAUUUCCCACGAGUACCGAUACUUACAUCUCUCACUCCGGGAGCAUCUGGCCAAGGGACAGCGCAUGCUGGCAGGUGAAGGCAUGUCUCAGGUGGUCCGCAGCCUUCUGGAGCUUGUCACCCGCAAAACCUACUAUAGCGGGGACCUGCUUUUCUCAGUGGAGAUCCUGCGCAACGUCACAGACACUUACAAGAGAGCCACCUACAUCCCCUCUUCGGAUGAUGUGCAGCGAUUCUUCCAAGUGGUCAGCUACAUGGUGGAUGCAGAAAACAGAGACAAAUGGGAAGAUGCCCAGCAGGUCUUGCCUGGUUCGGUCCUUCUCAUGAAAGUGGUGGAAGAUUUCAUCCACUUGGUGGGAGAUGCCCUCAAAGCCUUCCAGAGCUCCCUCAUUGUCACCGACAACUUGGUAAUCAGCAUCCAGAGAGAGCCAGUUUCUGCUGUUUCCAGCGACAUCAACUUCCCCAUGAAAGGUCGGAGGGGCAUGAAAGACUGGGCCCGCCACUCCGAAGACAAGAUCUUCAUCCCAAAGGAGGUGCUCACCCUCUCCUCGUCUGAAACAGAUGAAUCAUCUUAUUUUGUCAUUGGUGCCAUCUUGUAUCGGACUUUGGGCCUCAUCCUGCCUCCGCCGAAAAGUCCCCUUGCCGUCAUGUCCAAAGUUCUCACAGUAACCGUGAAGCCACCAACAAAGGCCAUGGAACCCUUGAUCACGGUGGAGCUGUCCCACAUCAUCAAUGGCACUUCACAUCCACAGUGUGUCACCUGGGAGUACACCAAAGUGGAGGCUGGUGCCGGGAACUGGGACAGCGAGAGCUGCCAGACUGUGGAGACGCUCUCGGCUCACACCAAAUGCCACUGCAGCCAGCUCUCCACCUUCGCCGUGAUCGCCCUGCUGCCCAAAGACUUGGCCAUGGAUUCUGGUGCUUCUCCCUCCGUUCCUCUUAUGAUCGGCUGCGCUGUUUCCUGUAUGGCGUUAUUGACUUUAUUGAUCAUCUACGCUGCCUUUUGGAGGUUUAUCAAGUCAGAGCGUUCCAUCAUUCUCCUGAAUUUCUGCGUCUCCAUUUUGGCCUCCAACGUGUUGAUCUUGGUGGGACAGUCCCAGAUGCUCAGUAAGGGUGUCUGCACCAUGACAGCAGCCUUCCUCCACUUCUUCUUCCUCUCCUCCUUCUGCUGGGUGUUGACAGAGGCCUGGCAGUCCUACUUGGCUGUCAUUGGGAGGAUCCGGACACGCCUCGUUCGGAAACGUUUCCUCUGCCUCGGAUGGGGGUUGCCAGCCUUGGUUGUUGCGGUCUCUGUCGGCUUUACUAGGACCAAAGGAUAUGGAACAUCCAGCUACUGCUGGCUUUCCCUUGAAGGAGGUCUUCUGUAUGCUUUUGUGGGCCCUGCUGCUGUGAUUGUUCUGGUCAACAUGCUGAUUGGGAUCAUCGUCUUCAACAAACUGAUGUCCCGGGACGGCAUCUCGGACAAGUCCAAGAAGCAGCGGGCUGGCUUCCAGAACCCGCCCUGCGGCAGCCUGCUCUUGAAAUGCACCAAGUGUGGGGUGGUCUCCAGCACAGCCCUGCCUUCCGCCACAGCCAACAGCGCCAUGGCAUCGCUGUGGAGCUCCUGCGUGGUUCUGCCCUUGCUGGCACUCACCUGGAUGUCGGCCGUGCUCGCCAUGACCGAUCGGCGCUCCAUCCUCUUCCAAGUCCUCUUUGCCGUCUUCAAUUCCAUCCAGGGAUUCGUCAUCAUCACCGUCCAUUGCUUUCUGCGCAGAGAGGUACAAGAUGUGGUGAAAUGCCAGAUUGGAGUGUGCAAGAGUGACGAGAAUGAGAACUCACCUGACUCCUGCAAGAAUGGACAAGUCCAGAUCAUGACAGAUUUUGAAAAGGAUGUUGACCUGGCGUGUCAGACAGUCCUUUUCAAAGAGGUUAACACAUGCAACCCUGCCACCAUCACGAGCACCUUGUCGCGCAUCUCGCUGGACGGGGACGAGGAUCCAAAGCUCAACACCAACUCCGAGAGCAGCAUGGGUUUCUCUACCCUCCCUGGGAACAUCCCGUCCGCUUCCCUCCUGGUCCAGGUGCCCAAAAUGACACACAACGUGGUGAAAGGGCUGAACGAGCUCAACGAGCCGCCCACCAAGAAGGACAUCAACCUCGACACGGGCCGGGGGCCGGUCUACCUUUGCGGCGACAGCAACCUGCGGCCACUGGACUAUGGCUGGCUGCAGCCCCAGGAGGCUGCUAUUGAGGGCAACUACAUGGUGUUGCCCCGGCGGACAGUGAGCCUUAAGCCCUUUGCCAGGGAGGAGGCCAAGUUGAACAUCAAGCUGGAAGAAGCGCCAGGCCUGGCUAAGGGGCGCCACACCAUAGAUGCCAAUACCUACCCCGGCUUUGCCUCCAUGGACCACAUCAACGUCAACUUGAACCAGCCCUAUGGGACGGUCAAGCAUCCCUAUGGCCUCCAGUUUAAGCAGCAUCCCACCGUGCGGCAGAUCCUGGCCUCAGAACUGUCGGAGCGCAGCCGCACGAUGCCGCGGACUGUGCCUGGUUCCUCCAUGAAGGUGGGCUCUCUGGAGAGGAAAAGAUUACGAUACUCCGACCUGGACUUUGAGAAAGUCAUGCAUACACGGAAGCGCCAUUCGGAACUCUACCAUGAACUGAAUCAGAAAUUCCACACGUUGGAUCGGUAUCGAUCGCCGGCAACCAAUGCUGCAAAGGAGGUCACCAGCCCGGAGAGCCGUCAUCAGAAGCAGAAGUCCUGGAACACCUUCAAGGCCAUGACGCUGAGCUCCCUGCCUUCAAAACACCGAGAGAAAAUGGAGCUGCACGCGGCCGACUGGGAGAAGCAUUGCAUGAACCUGGAGUUCUCGGAGGGGGAUUUCCAGACAGAAGUGUGAACUUCACAGACUCUUGUGAUUUAGCAAUCUAUAAAUAUAUAAAUAUAUAUAUUUUCACACGGACACUUUGGGAAAAGAAGCAAAAUGAAUCAAAAACAAAGGAAAAAGGACAAUUCCUUCCCUUUCUGGCAGCUUCAUUUGGAUUUUUUUUUCUGGAAACGGCGGCCACUCUUUAGACACUCCUCCGGGAGGGAAGAAGAUGAAGCGGGAGAUGCGCUGACCCUUCUCCGGUCAUCACGCAGACACGGCCAUGCACACAAACACAUAAACACACCUGCCUCACAUGAGGGAGUCCUUCAUUUUACCCCCAACGAUCGUCACUCCUUCUGCUGUCCCCGUUUUACCUGCAAAGGUGUGCCUCGGGGACAUGAACAUGCACCGGAACAUGGACAUGGCUCUCAAAAACCUUGCCAUCCACAAGACCUUCCAGGAAGGACUUUCUCAGGGAGAGAAGAACCAAUAUGGAACUCUCUUGUGUGUUCUCUCUCCCUCUCUCUUUUUUCUAUCUGGAUCUUUCCUCCAGCCAUGCACUGUGUGCAUGGUCAAGGGUCUGGGGCAAACUUCUUGGCCCCAUCUCCAGAUCUUCUUACCUGGGCCAUCCGAGAGGACACCUGGAUGCCUCAGCACCAUCCCCAACACCUUGCCAUCCCACACAAGGCUCCGUCCCCACCGGAAGUCUCCGAUCCUCUCUUUCUCCCCCACUCACCUCUUUUUCCUCUUUAUCCCAGGCCGGGCGGGUGCUGUGUUUGUUGGAAAUAAAAAGAAAAAUCACUCAGUGAACCUUU